UCCAUGUCACGUGCGAGCGCCAAAGCAUCCCUUCCCUCUUCACGAUGUCGCCGACUCCACCGCCGCCACCGCCACCUUCCCACGCCCUCCCUCCUCCAUCUCGACCGGACCGGUUCGGUCUAAAUUACCUAAUCAAGUCGGAUCGGACCCGCCUCCACCACCGGCCCACCCAAUCCUUAUCCCCACCACCGCCACCACCACUCAACCACCACGCCACGCCACGCCACCACCCAUCCCCGUCGCCCCCCUUCCUCCUUUCCCUCAACACGCAAACCCUAAUUUUCCCUUCGCAUUUUUUCAAACCACAUGGCCGCUGUCGGUGGAUCGCUGGAGCGCUGGGCCGGCCCCCCGCCGCUGCCUCCGUCGCGGAAGUCUGCCUCUGGCCAGCCCUGGUCCGACAUCGAGACAGCCCACCUGAUCGACGCCUACGAGGAGCGGUGGUACGCCCUGAAGCGCGGGCAGCUCAGGGCCCAGCAGUGGGAGGAAGUCGCCGCCGCCGUCGCCGCCAGAUGCGGCCUGGAGGAGCCCUCGAAGACCGGCACCCAGUGCCGCCACAAGGUCGAAAAGCUUCGCAAGCGGUACCGCGCGGAGCAGCAACGUCCCGUCGCCUCCGCCUGGCCCUUAUUCAGUCGCAUGGAGCGAAUGGAGCGCGGCCCCCUCCCCAUUUCUGUACGCCCGCCGGCCACGGCACGUUCUCUCGAUGUACCCUCCACCGACGAGGACGAUGACGAGGAGGAAGAGGAGGAGGAGGAGGAGGAGAGAAUUGGAAGCCACGUUCGAAGUAUUAAUGGGAUCCUUCGGGAGCCCCACUGGGGCCCUUCUAGGUUUUCCAAGAAUCAUGUUCCUUUGAAAAGGAGCCAUUUUGAGGUUGAAGAAGAGGAGGCUGAGGAAUCCGAUGAGGAUGAAUCAGAAGAUGAGGCUGUGGGCAGUGGUGCAAAGAUCAUGUCACAGUUGGCUGCUGUUGUGAGAAGGUUCAGUGAUGGCUUGAUGAAGAUUGAGAAGCGAAGAAUGAAAUUGAUGCGGGAGCUAGAAAGAGAUUGGAUGGAGAUGGAAAGAAAAAAGGCUGAUAUGAUAAGGGAGUCACAGCAGUGCCUCUUAGACAUGAUUGCUGAUGCUUUCCCUUCCACCAAGAAAGCCAAGAAGUCAGAGGAUUUGUAGGGCACUAAACAAGGUGAAGCAAACUCACACGUUAGUCCUUGUUAUUUUCAUCACUCUAUUAACAAUAAUUAGAUGUUGAAUGCUGAUGGGUCAUUGAGCCUUCAUAUGUUGAUGGAAAGUUAUUUUGUUUUCAUCUUAACCUCUUAA
This is a messenger RNA of Zingiber officinale, 1305 nucleotides long. Its product is annotated as trihelix transcription factor ASIL1-like. Lineage: Eukaryota; Viridiplantae; Streptophyta; Magnoliopsida; Zingiberales; Zingiberaceae. The record is from RefSeq and is a predicted model, not a curated record. Gene Ontology annotation, cellular component: nucleus. Gene Ontology annotation, molecular function: transcription cis-regulatory region binding. The transcript has a single exon. Bases 307 to 1158 code for a protein of 283 amino acids.